Dovyalis caffra is the source of this 1119-nucleotide messenger RNA. Lineage: Eukaryota; Viridiplantae; Streptophyta; Magnoliopsida; Malpighiales; Salicaceae. The record is from the annotation of a GenBank genome assembly.
AUGUCUAAUACCAGGCAGAGGCUAAAACUUUUAGUAUGGCUAACUUUAGGGAUUUUCUUGUUCAUUGUUGUAGUUGUGGUUUUUGUUUACUUGAGAAGAAGGGCAGAAAAAGAGAAGUGUAGUGACAUAGAAAACACCGAGGAGAAGCAUGGAGAUCAUGGGACAGAGACAACAGAGGACUUUGUGGCUUUUCAAGGUGGCCAAGACUUAACAAUAAGUGACAUUCUUGAUGCACCAGGAGAAGUUAUAGGGAAAUCCAACUAUGGUACUUUAUACAAGGCCUUCUUGCAGAGGAGUAACUGUGUGAGGUUGCUUAGGUUCUUGAGGCCAGUUUGUACAGCAAGAGUCGAAGAUUUUGGUGAUGUGGUUCAGUUGCUGGGGUGCAUUAGACAUCCCAAUUUAGUGCCUCUUUUGGGGUUCUAUGCAGGGCCUAGAGGUGAAAAGCUCCUUAUUCAUCCCUUUUUCAGGCGUGACAAUCUGGCUCGUUUCCUUAGAGAUGGAAAUGCCGAGUCGCACAAAUGGACUGUCAUUUAUAAGAUAUCUAUUGCAAUAGCUAAAGGAUUGGAUCAUCUACACACUGGAUUUCAGAAGCCUGUAAUUCAUGGGAAUCUCAAAUCAAAGAAUGUAUUAUUGGAUCGCAAUUUCCAGCCAUGCAUCUCCGACUUUGGCCUACAUCUUCUCUUGAAUCCUACUGCUGGCCAGGAAAUGCUUGAAGCUUCUGCAGCUGAGGGAUAUAAAGCUCCCGAACUUAUCAAAAUGAAAGAGGUCACCGUGGAGACUGAUAUAUAUAGUCUUGGAAUAAUUCUGCUUGAAUUACUUUCAGGGAAGGAACCAAUCAAUGAGAAUCCAACCGCUGAUGAGGAUUUUUAUCUGCCAACUUUCAUGCGAAACGCAGUCCUUGAUCGUAGAAUUGCUGAUUUAUAUCAUCCAAACAUACUUCUUAGCAAUGUUAAUGAUAAUGAAAGACCAGUUACUGAAGAAUGUAUCUUGUGCAAUAGUUACAACAAAGUCGAUGACAAGGAUGAUGUCAACGUGCGUGGGGAAAGUGGAAAUGGUUAUUCACUUCAAGCAAAAAAGUUGAUAGCUUCAGCCACAGACACAACAAGUGGAGGUUCGUGA